AUGUUUGCGUGUAUUUCACGAACGCCAUCGAUAUCGCGGACACAACUGUUUUACCAAACGUUUCCAUCGAUAGAGUGUCCGAUAGUUAUGGAAGAAUUGUCACCGAAGAGUGAAUUACCGCAGUCUGUGAGAGUGAACGGCAGCUUCGCCAAUCCGUGGCCCACUUGGAAAAAGUGGACAUGGUGCGAAGCGUUCAAAUCAUUGACUGAACCCAAUCACAGCAAUGUACCAAACGAAGAGAAACAGAGUUUCACGAAGAUCGGAUUAGUGCUCAACCAAACUCUGCCAAUACUUAAACCAAACUUUGACUUCGAUGAAAGUCGUAUAUCGAUGUCAUGGAUCGGUCACUCGACAGCUGUCAUCCAUUUCGAUGGCAUUACUGUAUUAACGGAUCCCAUAUUCAGUUCGAGAGCGUCUAUGUGUCAACUGAUAGGCCCUAAGAGAUAUAGGAGGGCCGCCGCCACUGUCGACGAGUUGCCACACAUCGACGCCGUAGUGAUCAGUCAUAACCAUUACGACCACUUGGAUGUGGGAAGUGUUGAGGCACUGAACGCCCGCUUCGGUUCACACCUGUAUUGGUUGGUGCCGUCGGGACUCAAAGAGUGGAUGAAAGACGUGGGAAUCACUCAUAACGUAAUAGAGCUCGAGUGGUGGCAAAGCGCUCGCAUACCAUCCAAACCCGACAUUCAAUUCACUCUAACGCCGGCCCAACACUGGACCCAAAGAGGUCUGUGGGAUGGGAUGCAAGUUCUGUGGGGCAGUUGGACUGUCGUCGGACCCAAACACCGGUUCUUCUUCGCUGGCGAUACCGGAUAUUGUCCUGUAUUUAAACAAAUCGGACAAAUGUACGGUCCGUUUGAUUUGUCUGCCAUUCCGAUCGGCGCUUAUGAGCCCCGAUGGAUUAUGACUCCCGAACACAUAGACCCCGAAGAAGCCGUACAAAUACACGAAGACAUUAGGAGUAAAGUGAGUGUCGGAAUACAUUGGGGAACGUUUGUUAUGGCACAUGAGUACUAUUUAGAGCCACCGAUGAAACUAAAGACUGCGUUAAAGGACCACAAUUUGGAUGAAAAUGAAUUCAUAGUUAUAUCUCACGGACAGACAAAAAGUUAUUAA
Messenger RNA from Medioppia subpectinata, 1116 nucleotides. The record is from the annotation of a GenBank genome assembly. Lineage: Eukaryota; Metazoa; Arthropoda; Arachnida; Sarcoptiformes; Oppiidae.